AUGGGAUGGGAUGCCUUCUCCUGCUUUCCUUUUAACCCUAUUCCUUCUCGAUCCCUUCUUACUUCCGUCCUAAUUUCGUUUUUCAUCGCUCUACAAAAUCUGGACGACCGCCAUACGGAUUGCCGCUUCACUACCUCUCUCUUACCCAAUAACAAAAUCUGCUGCUAUCAUAACUACUGUCGUAUACCUUGUCAGGAUUUGAAAAAAAGAAGGUCUGAGAGAGAAAGCACAUCACGUAAGGUGUUCGAUAAAAUGCCCGACUCAACUUCUUUUUUAAUAGAGGAGCGGAUUAGGAGAACCAAUGUGUUUUGCGACGCAGUAAUAUCUCAAGAAAAGACAGUUGAAGAAAUUAGAGGAUGUCAGGUUUCAGGUUGUACAGUUUUAUUUGCGUUUAAGGUUUCUGAUUUUUCGCUCCAAUCUUCCUUUGACGUAAGAACAUCUUAUGAAAGCUGUAAAUAA
Messenger RNA from Lactuca virosa, 459 nucleotides. NCBI's taxonomy places the organism in Eukaryota, Viridiplantae, Streptophyta, Magnoliopsida, Asterales, Asteraceae. The record is from the annotation of a GenBank genome assembly.